This is a messenger RNA of Rotaria sp. Silwood2, 1395 nucleotides long. Lineage: Eukaryota; Metazoa; Rotifera; Eurotatoria; Philodinida; Philodinidae. The record is from the annotation of a GenBank genome assembly.
AUGGAACAUGGUAUUGAACUUAUUUGUCUGCCUCCACAUAGUACUACAGUGUUACAACCACUAGAUUUGGUUACACUCACAAAGGUGAAAACUGCAUGGCGGCUCAUACUCAAUACACACAACACCCAAACCAAUUCGAAAUCUAUUGAUAAGAAACGUUUCUGCUACUUGUUGAGUGAACUAUGGCGAAAUCAUAUUCUUCCAAGUCAUUGCUCUUCUGGGUUCUCUCGGGCAGGCGUCUAUCCAUAUGAUCCAAGGGCCGUCACAAAGGAAAAACUUUUAAUUCCUCCAUCAUCUUCAACAUGCUCAAGUACUCAACUUGAAUCUAACGACGAUAUUGGCCUGCUCAAUCAUCGUAACUGUCGUCUUAAUCGUUCGUCUUCAUGUAAUGCAUUUUCAACCGAGGCUCUGGACGCCACUACUACUCCACUUCAACAAAUCGCUCCUGUUUCAGCAACAAAAUUAGCGAUUAAUGCCUCAUCUAUUAGCAAUAUUCAAUAUGGUAAGUCUAUUAGUUUAGAACCACAUUCUGUUCAAGCAACAUUGAGUGGUUUGCUAGAUAUUCCAGUUUGUUUAAAUGGCAAUGAUCAUCAUGCAUCUUUGUCAUCGAUCUUAAUGCCACAAUCAACUGAAAUUCAAAAUGAUGCAUCAUAUGUCAAUUUUGGUCCUCCCGGUCUCAUUUCUAAUGGAAUUACAAUGCUAGGAUCUCAUGAACAAUCAUUAAAUGCUGUGAGUAUGGUUAACAUCGACACUGCUCCAGCUCAACCAAAUCCUCUCGAAGCAAUUACAAAUGCAAUAAAUGGAUUUUUAACUCCAUCAGUUCCACUUUCAAAUGAAAAACGAAGAUUUGUUCUGGAAAGACCAUAUGGUGAGAGCCUCACCUCGGUUGAAGCUCUUCGUAAAGUAAAUGAAAAGGAAAAAUUUGAUUUUAAGCGUAAGAAACGUACUUCAAUUGCUCGUGAAGAAAGAAAAAAAAGUGAAAAAGUUCGAUCAAAACGUGGUCGAAAGCCUACGAAUCGUGCUAAAAAAAAUCUCGAAUUAAUGCAUUUCGACGAACUUUCCAACGAAAAUGAUCCAACACGUGCGUCAAUUAUUUAUUCUCAACAAACUACUUCUUCAUGUGUACCAUCAACAGUGCCUUAUUUUACCCAAGCGGAUGUUAAUUUGCAUUUUAAUCAAACUGUAAAUAAUCCUUACUCAUAUCCUUUACCAACAGUGAAUUGCUUUCGUUGUGAUCAAAUACUAUUUGCUAAUGGAUAUUAUGCUAAAUGUACAGGUUGUACGAAGAUUUGUUGCUUUAGUUGUGCAAAUGGAUAUUACAAGUCAACAACUACAUAUUUCGUGUGUGAACAUUGCUCGCUUCAUCGUUGUCUCAUUUCUACUCAACUAAUGUGA